ACACUGCUACGCAGGCAGAAGCAACAACAACUUGAGACUGGGAGAAGAAAAUGUAUUAAAAACUUUAAAAUCCGUGAAAAGCUCAAGAAAAUUAAACCUAACUAGGAAUUAGAAGUCACAUUCAAUACAAGCAUGGCCUCCGCAACGGUAAGAAAUGUGCCGCUGCUCGACGAUGACACGAUACCCUUCGGCGAGGAGGACGAGAUGCGGGAUCCCAGUCAAGCGGGCCAGAAAUACACGCACCCGUAUGUCACCUUCUUCCACUUGUUCUUCAGGGGCGCCGCCAUCGUCAUAUAUAUGUUUUGCGGCUGGUUCAGCGACUCCUUCAUCACCAGUUUCGUCUUCGUGGUGCUCUUUUUGUCCGCCGACUUCUGGACGGUGAAAAACAUCUCGGGAAGACUGCUUGUGGGUCUGCGCUGGUGGAACUACGUCGAUGACGAUGGAGUAUCACACUGGGUGUUUGAGUCAAAGAACUCUGAAUCCUACCAGAGUCGGAUCAACAAGCACGAGCAGCGUGUCUUCUGGCUGGGACUCAUCCUCUGUCCCUUCUUCUGGGGCCUCUUCUUCCUAAUGGCCCUGUUCGGUCUGAAGUUCAAGUGGCUGCUAUUGGUUAUGAUUGCCAUUGCGCUGAAUGCAGCCAAUUUGUAUGGCUACGUCAAGUGCAAUUAUGGCGCUAGCAAGGAUCUAAAUUCCGCCGCCACGGACUUUGUGAAGACGCAGCUCUUUAAGAACGCCAUGGACAUCAUGACCAAGCCCAGUGCCGCCCAGCCGCCAACCAAUGUACGUCCCACGGGAGUCGUUUGAGCUGAGUGAACUCCCAUUUACUAAGUCACAUUGCCACCGUCUGCUGCAGCGUAUUCCAAAGAGUAUUUGACGCUUCUUAUGGCCCAGACCACGGAACUUUCAACGGCAUCGCUGUCUGUGUGUAACAUAUGUAAAACUUAAUUUAGCCAUAUUGCAAUCUAUCAUAAUCAUUUCGUACUUUUACUUGGAUUAAAGGACCGCAUGUGCGUGCGACAUGCAACCAGUA
Messenger RNA from Drosophila elegans, 1030 nucleotides. RefSeq lists its product as uncharacterized. The record is from RefSeq and is a predicted model, not a curated record. The transcript is spliced from 4 exons. The coding region runs from base 133 to 804 and encodes 223 amino acids. Gene Ontology annotation, cellular component: Golgi membrane. Gene Ontology annotation, biological process: protein secretion; vesicle-mediated transport. Lineage: Eukaryota; Metazoa; Arthropoda; Insecta; Diptera; Drosophilidae.